This is a messenger RNA of Chenopodium quinoa (quinoa), 555 nucleotides long. Its product is annotated as non-specific lipid-transfer protein-like protein At2g13820. Lineage: Eukaryota; Viridiplantae; Streptophyta; Magnoliopsida; Caryophyllales; Amaranthaceae. The coding region runs from base 1 to 555 and encodes 184 amino acids. The transcript has 2 exons. The record is from RefSeq and is a predicted model, not a curated record.
AUGGCCUCACUAGUCGCGCUGAUGCUAGUCAUGACCAUGUUGUCGGGUGUAGCCCUGGGUGAUGAUGAUUUAGCACUAGCGUGCAAAGAUGCACUAGUAAGCUUAUCGCCGUGUCUUGAAUUCAUCACGGGAGGCUCUUCCACCCCGACCUCCUCGUGUUGCUUGCAACUACAUGCUAUUGUUGAAUCACAACCUUGGUGUCUUUGUGUUGGCCUCAAAGGCAAUGGCGCUGAAAUUGGAGUACCCAUCAAUGACACCAGGGCUGAAUCCCUCCCUAGAAUCUGUCGCGUCAAAACUCAGCCUGUUAGCGAAUGCAAUAAACUUCCUGCAGGACUCAACCUAUCUGAUUUGCCUUCUAAUGCUUCCACACCAAAGGGUUCAGUCAAUCCUAACAAUACAACAUUGCCUAAACUUCCUACCAUUCCUUCAGCUGGAACAGGACCAAAAUCGGAUUCUAAGAACACAUCUAAUGGAAGCAUGAUCGAAUUCCCAUUUCAUAUUACCCUCUUUCUUCUCUUCAUCACUUCAAGUGUUUAUGCUAAUAUUGCAAUUUAA